AUGGUGGACUCUAGCUAUGACCGGGACGCUUUCAAAACGGCCAACAGGUCUCUGGUCGUCAUCUUCAUGAUCCUCAUUCUGCUCACUAACAGUUGGCUCAUUGUCAUUAACGUUUCCAAAUGUGACUUCAUGCACAAGCCAAAAGCCAUGACAAUUUUAUCGUUGGCCAUCGGAGACGUUUUCGUGGCUCUGCUUUCUUUGCUUGUGUACACGAUGAUUUGGUUCGGAGCUUACGGACCAGAGACAUUGACAACUACUUCCAAUAUUUACAUGCCUUACCUCAUUACCUUCGUGUACGGCCUUGGGCUGAUGACAUUAGGAUUGGAAAUCGCUCAGCAUGACAGGAUCUGUUGCAUGAGUGAAGAAUGGAAAUUCAUUUGCUCCAUUGCCGCUUGCUGCAUUCCGUGGAUACUUGGAGUCAUCGUUGUCUUACCACUUGGACUAUAUAACAUGGAUUCGAAAACUUUGAGAUACUCUCGGAAAAUUGAGAUGUUGAAAGACUUGAUUGUUGUGAGCAUUCUUCUACCAGCAUGCGGUGCCGUCAUUACAUCCACAUGUGUAACUGUUUAUGUCCGGUGCAAAGUCCAAGUCGCAUACAAACAAGCAGUGAGGAGCAGCCCAAAUGUCGUUGUUACCUUAAAUACUCACAACACGACUAAUAUGGAUGCUGCGGUCACCAGACACCAACAGACUCUAACUGAUGAAGACUGUGAACUCCAACAACCUUUGAUGGGACCUCCACAGCCUUAUUCUGAACAAGCACACGGUCCAAAGAGUCAACAACAACAAUCCUCUCACUUCUGCAAUCCGCUCACCACAGAGUUUUCUGCUCCGCAAUCUCAACCACACCAAGGCCGUGACGUAUAUCAAUCCGGUGAUGACGUUGUCACGUCUGCCCCAGUUAAUUCCCGCGUGGUGACGUCAGUAGCAGUCUCGACCAACUCAACGCAGAAACCUGUCAGACUUUUUGUCAUUUCAUUCGUCUAUUUCCUAUUAGUUAUUCCUUUAGCCCUCUACAACCUCGCCGAUGCAAGCGACCUGCCUGGCGUCGCAGCCCACAUUACAAUAAACUGCACGGUAUUUUGGCUAAAUAUUAUGAGAUCUGUCGUCACACCACUUAUUAUGUACGGUUAUUCAGAUAACUAG
Lymnaea stagnalis (great pond snail) is the source of this 1146-nucleotide messenger RNA. NCBI's taxonomy places the organism in Eukaryota, Metazoa, Mollusca, Gastropoda, Lymnaeidae. The record is from the annotation of a GenBank genome assembly.